AUAUCUUUUCUUUUGUGGCAACGACAGUGAACGUGAGUUGUCUAUAUUAACACAUUGCGAUGACCAAUUCAAAGGGUUACAGACGUGGUACGAGGGACUUGUUCUCCCGCAAGUUCCGUAAACAUGGAACUAUUCCUUUGUCUACAUAUAUGAAGACGUAUAAGGUCGGCGAUAUUGUGGAUAUCAAGGGAAACGGUGCUGUACAAAAAGGUAUGCCGUAUAAAGUCUAUCACGGCAAGACUGGCCGUGUGUUCAAUGUGACAGCACAUGCCCUGGGAGUAAUUGUGAACAAGAGAGUACGCGGACGUAUCAUUGCCAAGAGGAUUAACGUGCGCAUCGAGCACUUGAGCCAUUCCAAGUGUAGAGAUGAUUUCCUUAAGCGCGUUAAGGAGAACGAGAGGCUCAGGAUGGAGGCAAAGAAGACAAACGUUCGUGCCCAACUCAAAAGACAGCUCUAAAGCUCACAUUGUGUCAGGACGUGAAGCACCUAUCUUGCUUGCACCUGUUCCAUAUGAAUUUAUUGCUUAAAAUAUUAAAUAAACUAAAAUUUUCGAAGUAAA
Molecule: messenger RNA, 560 nt
Organism: Mycetomoellerius zeteki
Lineage: Eukaryota; Metazoa; Arthropoda; Insecta; Hymenoptera; Formicidae
Gene: RpL21
Product: ribosomal protein L21
Exons: 2
Coding region: 60-458 (132 amino acids)
Biological process (GO): translation
Cellular component (GO): ribosome
Molecular function (GO): structural constituent of ribosome
Source: RefSeq, a predicted model, not a curated record